CGCGAAUUUCAUCUGUGUGCGCGGUGGGAUAUCGUCGUUUGGCUCCCCGUCUCUCAACUAUCACAGUGCCUUCACAGAUUGACCUAUCAAACGUCGUACGAAGGUCGUGUCCGGGUGGUAGUCGGUCGUCGCGGAUUGAUAGCGAGUGUUUUUGCUUCCAUCAACCCCUGCCCUAGGAAAGUGAGAAGACCUACAAAUUCUGCCAGCAUCUUCGAGCGAAGCAGUUCGACAGACGAUUGGGAAACCGAAGUAAAGCAGCCCAACCAAAUUGUGCCGGUCUUGGAUUCCGCUGAUUCCUGAAGGUCGCCCACCGCUCGACGGAAAAGAAAAGAACGAAGUAUGUUACGAACCGUCGCCGUACGGAACGAGAAGCUCCUGCUCCAGGGGUCGCGCAAGGUUCUUCGUGGGACGGCCAGCAGGGCCCUGAGUUGUGAUGCUGCUCGGAAGUGCAAUGUACAAAAAAAUUCUCAGAAAUGGACCUCAACUGGACCGAAACUGACUCCUGUAUGGCAGGUGAACUUCAUUCGAGGUUAUUGCAGUAAUUAUCCAGCCCACAACAAGGUCCUUUUACCAGCACUUUCACCCACCAUGGAGCUGGGUACAAUCGUCAGUUGGGAGAAGAAAGAAGGUGACAAGCUGAAUGAAGGUGAUCUGCUGGCCGAAAUUGAAACCGAUAAAGCUACCAUGGGAUUUGAGACCCCCGAGGAAGGCUACUUGGCCAAAAUUGUGGUACAAGCUGGCCAAAAAGACGUUCCCAUCGGGAAGCUGGUGUGCAUCAUUGUCGAAAACGAAGCAGACGUUGCUGCCUUCAAAGACUACAAAGAUACUGGUGCUCCAGCUGGGAAGCCCGCCGCACCAUCUCCAGCAGCCGCUCCACCAGUGUCAACUCCGCCUCCGGUAGCGGCGGCACCACCACCACCUCCCCCGCCAGUAGUACCUGCGGCUCCUGCUCCAAUGACUGCCGUUGAGCAACGUGGUCCCCGAGUCUACGCAAGCCCCAUGGCCAAGAAACUGGCCGAACAGCAGCGGCUGCGAUUAGAUGGUAAAGGCUCCGGUCUGUUCGGCUCACUAACGUCUAAGGAUCUUGCAGGUCUGCAGGCGGCAGGAGCACCGGAAGCACGUGCAGCAGCGCCAGCGGCAGCACCAACCAUUCCGGCCGGUGCAGCCUACGUUGAUAUUCCGGUGUCGAAUAUUCGGGGAGUCAUUGCCAAACGGCUACUCGAGUCCAAGACUACCAUUCCGCACUACUAUCUGACGGUGGAUGUUAACAUGGACCAAAUUAACAAACUGCGAUCCAAGUUCAACAAGCAGCUCGAGAAGGAAGGUGUUAAGCUAUCGAUCAACGAUUUCGUCAUCAAAGCUGCGGCGUUGGCUUGCAAGAAGGUCCCGGAAGCAAACUCCGCCUGGAUGGAUACCGUUAUCAGACAAUUCGACGCAGUGGAUGUCUCGGUGGCAGUGUCCACUGAUCGAGGGCUCAUUACGCCCAUCGUCUUCAGUGCGGACCGAAAGGGCUUAUCGGAUAUCUCCAAGGAUGUCAAAAACCUGGCAGCAAAGGCUCGGGAUGGCAAGCUGCAACCGCAGGAAUUCCAGGGUGGUACCUUCAGUGUUUCGAAUCUCGGUAUGUUCGGUGUGACGCAUUUCAGCGCCAUCAUUAACCCACCGCAGAGCUGCAUUCUGGCGAUCGGUGGUACCCAGAAGCGAAUCGUACCUGAUAAGGAAUCGGAACAAGGCUGGAAAGAAAGUGACUACGUUGCAGUGACUCUCAGCUGUGACCAUCGCACGGUGGACGGCGCUGUUGGUGCUCGUUGGUUGCAGUACUUCCGCCAGUUCCUAGAAGAUCCGCAUUCUAUGCUACUGUAAACGCGUAUUAAGUUUCACAAACGAUGAGUAUCCAUGCCUUAUUUGAUAUGUGAAAGUAGCGUCAACCCACUCCAUCGCCAUCAAGUCCUACAAGGUUUUCGGAAAUAUGUUAUCAAGACCAUCAUCACUCAUUCUUGCAGGUUAAGUAGGGAAAUGUACAGUCAUACAGAGACAAGCGUCGUUACCCCAAUCACACAAGGUUCAGGUCGUCUUGGAGUAGCAUUAAAACAUGCAACAAACCAACUCCCAAUUAUGAGAUGCUCCGGAUACUUCGAACAAAUACCGUCUGCCAACUAUUCAGUAGAACAGUCACAUUAGUAGUUUACGACACAUUCGUACAAAUGGGAAGCGUUGUUAAUUGUAACGAAAAAAGUAAAACCAAAUUCAACGACAUAAUGUGGUCAAUAAUCCGUACGAAGAAUCUGUGAAGUUUUGAAAUUAAGUUGUUUUGUUUUGAACAAAGGUAAAAUCGUUUCUUGGACAGAGUCACUCACAAUAUGGUCAUUAUUUUUGUUUGCAAGCGUAGAUGAUGCUGCUUUGAUUGUUUUUAAAUAAGACUAAAAUCUAUAUUUAUUGAUUUCACUUGCUACAAUUAGAUUCGAUUAGUCGAUUAGAUUAUUGUGUUUGGUCCAAAUCUGUUUUAAAUUCCCCCGCUCCAAAUACUUUCAUUACAUACCUUCAAAAUGUCAUAUUUUUAAAACAAAUUAUUCUUCAGAAACCAUACUUUUGCACACUAAAUUUAUACGACCGAACCACAGAAGAACUGACUCCAAGGAGAGUGUAGGUAAUACAUAAUGGAAUAAACGAAUAUUAGAAACCAAUUUUAAAAAUGGAUAUUCCCAGAAGGAAAAUAUUGUACAAGUCCAAAAACAUAGUUUCAAUCACAGUGCAGGAGAUAAUACAAAAGCGAUUCGUCGUACAGUAUAGCGUUGGUAUUCACCGCGUGUAAGCA
Messenger RNA from Armigeres subalbatus, 2812 nucleotides. RefSeq names its product dihydrolipoyllysine-residue acetyltransferase component of pyruvate dehydrogenase complex, mitochondrial (gene muc). The transcript is spliced from 7 exons. Gene Ontology annotation, biological process: pyruvate decarboxylation to acetyl-CoA. Bases 340 to 1860 code for a protein of 506 amino acids. The record is from RefSeq and is a predicted model, not a curated record. NCBI's taxonomy places the organism in Eukaryota, Metazoa, Arthropoda, Insecta, Diptera, Culicidae. Gene Ontology annotation, molecular function: dihydrolipoyllysine-residue acetyltransferase activity.